Molecule: messenger RNA, 5763 nt
Organism: Pseudopodoces humilis (Tibetan ground-tit)
Lineage: Eukaryota; Metazoa; Chordata; Aves; Passeriformes; Paridae
Source: RefSeq, a predicted model, not a curated record
AUGAAGGGCUUGAUAUUAGCCCUGGUUUUAACCCUGGUGGGGAGCCAGCAUCUUAAUUACCAACCUGAUUUCAGUGAAAGCAAGGUUUAUACAUUUGAUUAUGAAACCACGCUUCUCAGUGGAAUUCCAGAGAAAGGACUUGCAAGAGCUGGAAUAAGAAUAAAAAGUAAAGUGGAAAUUAGUGGUAUUGGGCCAAAACUUUGUCUUAUUAGGAUACACUCGAUCGAGGCCGCGGAGUACAAUGGUGUCUGGCCCACAAGCUCAUUCUCCCGAUCACUGAAACUGACCCAGGUCCUGACUGGGCAGCUCAGUAGCCCCAUCAAGUUUGAGUACAGCAAUGGCCACGUUGGAAGCAUUAUGGCUCCUGAUUCUGUCUCAGAUGAUGGUCUGAACAUCUACAGAGGGAUUUUGAAUGUGCUGGAGCUGAGCGUAAAGAAGACGCAGAAUUCAUACAGUUUACAGGAGGCUGGGAUUGGAGGUGUUUGUAACACAACAUAUGCAAUUCAGGAAAACAAGAGAGCAAACCUAGUCUAUGUGACCAAAUCCAAGGACCUGAACAGCUGUGAAGAGAAAGUUCAAAUUGUCACAGGUUCAGCAUACACUCAUCCAUGCAAGACGUGCCAGCAGAGGAACAAGAAUUCCCGUGCAACUGCUACUUACAAUUACAAAAUUAAAUAUACGCGUAGUGAAGCUGUAAUUACACAAGCUGAUGUUGAGGAAAUCCACCAGUUUGCACCCUUCAACGAGAUAACAGGAGGAAAUGCUAUCGUAGAAGCAAGGCAGAAAUUUGCUUUGACUGAUGUGCAGAAACAGAGGGCAGAGGUCCCACCAAAAGAGUAUCAGAAUCGUGGGUCUCUUCAGUAUCAGUUUGGCAGUGAGUUGCUUCAGCUUCCUGUCCACUUAUUCAAAAUAAAAGAUGUGGAAAACCAGAUAGAGGAAAGCCUGCAAGAAUUAGUAGAAGCCACCUCUGAGCAGCUUCCCAGUGAUGCACCAGCAAAAGCUCUCAAGCUUCUGCACCUCUUCCGUGCAGCAAAUGAGGAGAAUUACGAAUCGGUGUGGAAGCAGUUCUCCAAUCGGCCAGCGUACAGGCGCCACAUUUUGGAUAUAAUUCCUGCAGUGGCCAGUCACCGAGCUCUCAGGUUCCUGCGGCAUAAAAUGGAAAGGCAGGAGCUCACCAGCUGGGAAGUGAUUCAAACAGUGCUUGUGGCUCUGCACUCCAGCACUCCAACGUGGGAUGUGAUGGAGGAGGCAACGCUCAUUGUGAAGAAGCAGUGCCAGCACUCAAGCUCUGUGCUUGGGAAGGUUUGCCACCUCAGCUACGCGUCACUGUGCCACAAACAGUGCUCCUCAUCAGACUCCUGCUCCCAAUGUCUACAGCUUCUUCAUGGCUUUGCAGGAGAGGCAUUGAGCAAGUCUAGCACAGAAGAAAUUUCCCUGGCUUUGAAAGCCCUUGGGAAUGUAGGACAUCCAGCUAGCAUCAAGCACAUCAAGAAGUUUUUGCCAGGAUAUGCAGCUGGUGCCUCGGAUUUUCCUCUCAGGGUCCACGCAGCUGCUGUGAUGGCCCUGAAGAACAUAGGCCUAAAAGACCCCAAAACGGUCCAGGCUAUUACCCUUGAGAUUUUCCUGAAUCAAAAAUGUCAGCCUCGAAUCCGAAUGUUAGCUGCAGCGGUGUUGCUUGAAACCAAGCCAGGACUUCCAAUCGUGAUGGCAUUAGCUGAUGCUGUGCUGAGGGAACCUAGCAUGCAAGUGGCAAGUUUCAUCUACUCUCACUUGAGGGCCCUGGGUAGAAGCACAGCUCCGGAUCUUCAAGAGAUGGCUUCUGCCUGCAGAAUGGCUGUCAGAGCACUAAGUCCCAAAUUUGACAAAUCCGGAUAUCAGUUCAGCAAGGUUUUCCGCUUCAGUAUCUUUAAAGAGUUCCUUAUGAGUGGGCUGGCAGCUAAAUAUUUGGUAUUGAAUAAUGUGGGUAGCUUAAUUCCAGCUAUGGCAAUGUCCCAGCUACGGACACAUUUCCUUGGAAGAGUGGCUGAUCCCUUGGAGGUAGGAAUAACAAUUGAAGGACUGCAGGAGGUGUUUGCUAAAGGUUACUCUCCUGACAGGGACUGGGAGACUGACUAUGACUUCAAGAAAAUUCUGAAAACGCUCUCUGACUGGAAGGCAUUCUCCAGUGACAAACCUUUUGCAUCAGGCUACUUGAAGAUGUUUGGCCAAGAGCUGUUUUUUGGUGGACUUGAUAAAAACACCAUCCAAAACGCACUGCAGGCAUGGUAUGGAUCUGAUGAAAAAAUCCCUUCACUAAGGAGAAUAAUCAGUAGCCUUCAAAGUGGGGUAGGGAGGCAGUGGACCAAAACUCUUCUGUCCUCUGAGAUCCGCCGCAUCGUGCCCACCUGCACUGGCUUCCCAACAGAGACCAGCUUCUAUUACUCUUCUAUCACAAAAGUGGCAGGAAAUGUUCAAGCACAGAUUACACCUUCUCCAAAGUCUGAUUUCAGAUUGACUGAGUUACUAAAUGCCAACAUUAGGCUGAGAUCCAAAAUGAGUCUAAGCAUGGCCAAGGAGAUGACCUUUGUAAUGGGAAUCAACACACACACAGUCCAGGCAGGGCUGGAAGCACGCACCAAAAUGAGUGCUCAUGUACCUGUGAAUGUUGUUGCCACUAUCCAGAUGAGGGAAAAAAGUAUCAAAAUUGAAAUUCCACCAUGUAAAGAUGAGACUAACAUAAUUAGCAUAAGGUCUAAGACAUUUGCUGUUACACGAAAUAUUGGGGAUUUGGAUGCUACUAAGAUGACUCCAGUUCUUUUACCUGAAGCAGUGCCUGACAUAAUGAAGAUGUCCUUCAAUUCAGAUUCUGCAUCAGGCGAGACUGAUAACAUUUGGGAUAGACAGUCUGCAGAGGAUGUUUCAUCAGGAAAUCCCUUUUCUUCUGGACAUUCUUCUUCCCAAAAAGAGCCAUUUGUUCGGUCCGUGUGCUUCAACGCAAGUACGUUUGGAGUUCAAGUGUGCAUUGAGAAGAAAAGUGUGCACGCAGCAUUUAUCAGGAACGUGCCUCUUUAUUACCUGGUUGGAGAGCAUGCCCUGAGAAUGACCUUCAAGCCAGUUUACACUGAGGCACCCAUUGAAAAAAUACAAGUCACAGUUCAAGCAGGAGACCAAGCUCCUACAAAAAUGGUACGCCUAGUAACAUUUGAAGAUCCAGAAGCACAAGCAUCUUCCAGAAAAGAAGCAAUUAAAAAAGUGAAGAAGAUCCUUGCUGACACUGAUGAUCAGGGGACAAGAAAAUAUAGGAGCUCAUCAUCCAGUGCCAGCAGUGCCAGUGGGAGUGCCGAGAGUACAACGAGCAGCCCCUCCAGCAGCAGCUCUGAUGACAGAGCAUCACAGGGAGGAACCCAGAUAAAUCUGAAAACAGGGCAGUCCAAAGCCAAAGGAAAGAAGUUCUACCCCUUUGGGGGCAGUGGCGGUAGCAGCAGUAGUGGUAGCGGUAGCAGCAGCAAAAGCAGUAGUAGCAGCAGUAGUAGCAGCAGUAGCAGCAGUGGCAGCAGUAGUAGCAGCAGUGGCAGCAGCAGUACCAGAGGUAGUGCUGGUAGCAGCAGCAGUAGCAAAGCAUCUGGUAUAAAGCAUAAGGCUAAGAAGCAGUCCAAGACCACAUCAUUUCCACUUGCCAGUGCUGCUAAAGGAGAGAGAAGUGUCCGUGAGCAGAAGCCUAAAACAUGGAGUAGCAGCAGCAGUGAAAGCACUGGUGUUUCCCAUUGGCACAGCAAAUCUGACAAACGAGCUGAGACGAACCACGUCAAGAACCAAGUGAACAGUGGCAGCAGUCACUACAUUUCUACAGAAUGGGAAUCUCACCUUCCAAAAGUAUACAGUCUCCGCUUCAGGCCUGCUCACAUCCAUUGGCAUCCAGAUCAUAAAGGAUCAAGCAGCUCAUCAUCAUCUUCCUCUGAACUGGGAAGCAGCCACAGAAACAGCAGCAGGAGCAGCAGCAGCAGCAGCAGCAGCAGCAGCAGCAGCAGCAGCAGCAGCAGCAGCAGCAGCAGCAGCCGCCACCACCAUGGAGAAAAUUCUGCUCACAGCUCAAGGAGGAGCAAAAGAGUCAGCAUUCAUCACCACAGCCAUGGCUCCAGCCUGACACGUGAGCGCAACUUCCUGGGAGAUGUAAUUCCACCUGGCAUUACGAUUGUGGCACAGGCAGUAAGGAGUGACAACAGAAAUCAAGGUUAUCAAGCUACAGCAUAUGUUCGUUCUGAUGCUGCCAAAGUUGAUGUGCAACUAGUUGUGGUUCAGCUGGCUGAAACCAAUUGGAAAGCAUGUGCUGAUGCUGUGAUACUGCCUCUGAAAGCACAGGCCAGACUGAGAUGGGGCAAGGAGUGUCGGGAUUACAGGAUAUCAGCAGUGGCCACCACAGGAAAACUGGCAAGGAAGCCAGCUGCACAGCUGAAGGUGCAAUGGGGAAAGCUUCCAUCCUGGAUAAAAAAGACAAGCACAGCAUUCAUACGAUACGUUCCUGGUGCAGCACUUGUGUUGGGCUUCUCAGAAGUACAUCAGAGAAAUCCAUCUCAUGAAUUUACAGUAAGAGCAGCUGCAACAUCUCCACGAACAAUUGAUACAGUAAUUAAAGCUCCUGAGGUAACACUUUAUUGUCAGGGAUUCCGAUUGCCAUUCACUCUGCCCUUAGGCCCAUCUCCAGCUUACGAGACUCGAGAUAUCACUGCCUGGAAUUUAUUCCCUGAAAUAGCUUCACAAAUAGCACAAGAAGAUCAAUCCACGUGUGAAAUCAGGGAGAGAGACUUCAAAACAUUUGAUCGUGUGAGCCAUUCAUACUCUUUCAAUAAAAGCUGCAACCUGGUGGUGGUUCAAGACUGUACUGAGCACCCAAAAUUCAUCAUUUCUACAAGAAAGGUUGAUCCUCAGUCUUUCUCAAGAGAGGUUCACAUAAAUACAACAGCAGCGAACAUCACGAUCUGUCCUGCCUCAAAUUCGUCUCUCCUUGUGGCAUGCAAUGAAGAACAAGUUCUAUCACACAGUGGAGGUUCUGAUUAUGAAAAAAACAAUGUUAAAAUUUAUAAAAAUGGAAAAACCGUUACCGUGGAAGUUCCAGGGCUCGGACUGAAGAAGGUGACUUUUGAUGGUGUAAAUCUUCAGGUUACGGUUGCUUCAUGGAUGAGAGGAAAGACCUGCGGAGUUUGUGGUAAUAAUGACAGAGAAAAGGAAAAUGAGCUCCUCAUGCCAAACCGUAGGCUGGCACACAGCUGCUCUGCGUUUGUUCAUUCAUGGGUAUUGCUAGAAGAAACCUGCUCUGGUGGGUGCAAGCUGCAGCGCAGUUAUGUGAAGCUAAAUCGAAAUCCUACUGUUGAUGGUGAGGAAUCUACGUGCUACUCUGUUGACCCAGUACUGAAAUGUAUGAAAGACUGUACUCCAAUUGAAAAAGCUUCAGUAAAGGUUGGCUUCCACUGCUUCCCAAAAGAAACUGCUGUAAGCCUGUUGGAAUGGCAGAAAAGCAGCGAUAAGAAAUCUGCAUCUGAGGAUGUUGUGGAGUCUGUGGAAGCUGACAUUGAUUGUACCUGCACUGGCAGCUGUAGUUAAGUUAAAUGCUUUGGCGGUGUGCUAUAGACAUACUACACAAAUAAUUGACUAGCUGGACAGAUAAGAAGGGAACAUAAUAGCUGUAGUAAAAUAUUAAGAAAGGUGCUUGAAGAAAAUAAGCCUACUGCAAAGUCAAAUGCAUUAUGUACAGUCUGCACUGCUUAAUAAAUAUGUUCAUUAAAUAAG